AUGAGCCGCGCCGCGCUGGCGCUGGCGCUCUCGGCCCUCCUCGCCGCCGCCGCGCUGCCCGCCGCCGCCGCCGCCGCCGCCCCCGCGGACUGCGCCUCGAAGGUCGCCAACGCGGUCUCCCUCUGCAAGGGCGAGCUGCAGUCCAUCCUUUGGCGCGCCCAGUCCGGCCUCAAGGCCGACAUUACCGCACUCAGCCCCACCCCCCAGUGCUGCGGCGCCGCGUCGGCCGCGUUCGACCCCGCAUUCGUCUCCGCCUGCGGCUGCGACGCCGGCGUGAUCAAGCAGACGGUCGCCGUCGACGCGGCGCUCCUCGAGACCCUGCGUGGCGCGGUCGCCGCCAAGUGCGGCGCCGCGUCCCUCGCACCGUUCCCUGUCUGCGGCCCGGCCGCCAUCCUCGCCGCGCUGCCUUCGGCGGAGGCGUACGCCGCCGCGGCCUCGGCCGCCGCCGCAGUGACGCCGCAGGCGAAGGCGCCGGUGACGCGCCGCCCGACCGCGGCGCGCAUCGUGAAUGGCGUCGUAAUCAAGGCGGGCCCCGGCGCGUACUGCACGUACACGGCCAAGUGCAAGACGUUCCGCUUCAAGCCGACCACCAAAAACGCGACCCUCGAGAAGACGCUCACCGCGUGGCGCGCCAAGGCGGCGGCGGGAUUCUGCACGAAGACGGCGUCCCCUAUUGGCACUGACGAUUCCGAGCUCGGGAUCGUGGUCUGCGGGAACAAUGGGGUGGACAACUUUUUCGUGGAGAAGCAGACGGUCGUCGUCAGCCGCCGCAACAACGUGACGCGAGAGGACCUGCUGUAUAAGCUGUGCCAGCCGAAGGGCAGCGUGUACAGCGACGCGCGCGCCAAGUGGUUUGACAACCUCAACAUGUGCUCCAAGUCGGCCCUCUCCUGCUUCCCCGGCGCCGCGGCCGUCCGGCUGCCCGGCGGCGCCGCCAAGGCGAUGCGUGAUCUGGAGGUUGGGGACAAGGUGAUGGUCGUCAAGGAGGACGGCAGCACGGCCUUUGAUGACGUCAUCUUCUUCGACCACCAGGUCGGCGGCGGGGACAACCACUUUGUGCGCCUCGAACUGGCCGGCGGCCGCGCGCUGGAGCUGUCGCCCGGACACUUUGUCCCCGUCGGCCAGUCCCUCGCCGCCGCCAGGAUGACGCGCGCCCGCGACGUCGCCGCCGGCGACAGCCUGCUCGUGCUCUCCGCCGACGCGAAAACCGCGGUUCCGGCGGCCGUCGAACGCGUGUCUGAGGUGUCGCGGGAGGGCAUGUUCGCGCCCGUCACGAACGCCGGGACGGUCGUCGUCGACGGCGUGCUCGCGAGCAGCUACUCCGAUUGGGUGCUGGACCCGAUCUUUGACGCCGCCGGCAUGACGCACAAGCUGCACUCUGCGAUGCACGCUGUGCACGCGCCGCUGCGCUGGGGCUACGCGGCGCUCGGCCCGCGCGUGCUGCGCGCGCUGAGCCCUCUGAUCUCGGGCGUGGCGAUGCUCGACACCGCCCAGAUCGCCGCGGGCCUCGGCCUGGCCGUGUCGGCCUGA
Monoraphidium neglectum is the source of this 1530-nucleotide messenger RNA. Its product is annotated as Tiggy-winkle hedgehog protein. The transcript is spliced from 4 exons. The record is from RefSeq and is a predicted model, not a curated record. Gene Ontology annotation, biological process: intein-mediated protein splicing; protein autoprocessing. The coding region runs from base 1 to 1530 and encodes 509 amino acids. Lineage: Eukaryota; Viridiplantae; Chlorophyta; Chlorophyceae; Sphaeropleales; Selenastraceae.